Messenger RNA from Brassica napus (rape), 3409 nucleotides. RefSeq lists its product as uncharacterized. The record is from RefSeq and is a predicted model, not a curated record. Gene Ontology annotation, molecular function: protein dimerization activity. The coding region runs from base 166 to 1875 and encodes 569 amino acids. Lineage: Eukaryota; Viridiplantae; Streptophyta; Magnoliopsida; Brassicales; Brassicaceae. The transcript has 6 exons.
UACUAUAAUAAAUAGGGACCUUCAUUAAUUACACUUAUCUACAGAGACAAAACACUCUUCAAAACAAGGGUUUGGUUUGGUUUGUUUCUCUUCCGGGUUCUUCUGCUGUCUCCUGUUAUCUGACUCGACGCUUUGACUCGCUUUGACUCAGACGGAUCUUUUGAAAUGGAUAUUCGUGAGCAUAGAUGUUGGGUGAACAAGGAGAAGAAGUGGGUUAAAUGCAAACACUGUGGAGAGGAAAUGUCUGGCUUGCAACUUCUGAAAUGUCACUUGGGUGGUGUUGGUUCAGAUGCGACUCCAUGUGAACAAGCUGCAUCUACUGUUAGAGAGAUGUUUCGAGAUGUGGCUACCAAGGAGAAACAUAAUCUUAGAUCUGCUAAGAGUAGGAGUGUUGGGGAAGUCCAACUGGUUAAUGCUCAUAAGCGUGGGAGAAGCCAAGAUUCAUCCAGAGAAAGUGAUACUCCUUCAGCUGUGGAGUCCUUAGGCUUUAGAGAGAUGAUGAUAGCUGCAAGUGAUGGUACCGUCCCUGAUUCUAAUGAUUUAAAAGGACGGAUGUUUCAAGAAGCUUUGGAAGAAGUGGAAGAGUAUGUGAAGAAGGUCAAAGAGUCAUGGGCCAUCACUGGUUGCAGCAUCUUGUUGGAAGCUUGGGUUGACAGUAAAGGUCGUGAUCUUGUUACUUUCCUUGCAGACUCUCCAGCUGGUCCAGUCUAUCUAACAUCUUUGGAUGUUUCCGACAUCAAACAGGACAGCAAGGCCUUGAUAUCUCUAGUGGAUGGGCUUGUUGAUGAAGUUGGAGUGCAAAACGUGGUUCAGAUCGUUGCAUGUUCAGCUUCUGGUUGGGUUGGUGAGCUAGGCGAGUCUUAUGCUGGCAACAAGAAGGGAGUGUUCUGGUCUGUGAGUGUAUCUCACUGCUUUGAGCUUAUGCUGUUGAAGAUUGGGGAACUUGAUUCACUUGGAUACAUAGUUGACACUGUCAAUGUGAUUACAGAUUACAUCAACAACAAUCCAUUGGUUUUGAAGCUUGUCAGAGAUCAAGAUCACAGCCUCACUGUCUCCUCAGAGUUUGAGUUUUUCUUGCCGUACUUAACUCUAGAGAGUAUCUUCAGGGCCAAGAACGAGUUAACAGCCAUGUUAGCUUCAUCUGAUUGUAACAACGAAGAAGAUGUAAGAAUAUCCAAACUGGUGAAUGAUUUAACUUUCUGGAAAACUGUUGGCAAAGUAAUGAAAUGCACAUCUCCUCUGAUCCAUGGUCUGCUCUGGUUCUCUAAGGCCAAGAAUCAGCAUGUUGGGAAUAUCUAUGAGAUUAUGGAUGUCAUAAAGGAGAGUAUCGCCAGGGAGUUCAAUAACAAGGAGUCAUGUUAUGAGCCGUUGUGGGAUGUGAUUGAUGAGGUCUGGAACAAGCACCUUCACAGUCCUCUUCAUGCUGCUGGUUACUUUCUGAAUCCGGUUACUUACUACUCAGAUGAUUUCCAUCUUGAUUCUGAAGUAGCAGCCGGUCUUUGCUCCUCUCUGGUUCAUGUAGUGAAACAAAGUGACAUUCAAGUUAAAGUUGCCACUCAGCUUGACAUGUACAGAGUUGGUGAAGAGUGUUUUAAUGAGGCCAGUCAAGCUGAUCACAUCAUUGGAAUCUCUCCAGCUGAGUGGUGGGCUCAAAAGGCGAGCCAGCACCCAGAGCUGCAGAGUUUCGCUAUUAAGGUUCUGAGCCAGACAUGUGAAGGUGCUUCAAGGUACAAGCUACAGAGUAGAUUAGCAGAGAAGCUGGUGCCCAGUGAAGGAAUGACCAGUUGUGAGCAAGAGCGUCUUGAAGAUUUGGCGUUUGUUCAUUACAAUCUUCAUCUCAAAAGCUGCAAAGCCAAACUAAGUGAAGAGCAGUGAAGAGAUUCUGCUGCAGGAUAUUUAUAUAUAUAUAUAUGGAUGGAAUGGCAGAUUCAACUUCUUUUUUGUCAAUGUGCAGAUAAUAGUUAUGUUAGUUUGUAAGUUCAUGAAAGCCAUCUUUUGUCAACGUGCAGAUAACAGUUGAGUAGUUUGUAUGUUCAUGAAAGCAGUUGUGCACUAUUGAUUUGGAUCACGCAGCAUAAUGAUCAACUUAAGUCUUCUUUUAUAUAUCUUUCUCGUUAAAUCGAACUUGGCAUGGGAAGAGCUAUGCCAAUAACUUCAAACCAGAACGUUUUCAUAUGUGUUGGAAGCGUUGGAUAUACAUGUUUGUGUUUCUUGCAAAGAUUUGCCAAAUUGGGUUCGAUAUAACAAUCUUCAUCUACAGAAGCCACACUAAGAGAAGAACACUGAAGAGAUUGUGUUAGCACAUGGCUUGAGCUUUUAAUCAAUUUGUAGAUUUUUAUUUAUGUAAGUUUGUAUAUCCACUCACACAAAACAAUGAUCAAAUCUUUUUUGUCCUCCUUUAAUCUGUAAGUGAUUUGUAAAGUUUUAAAAAAUUGGAAAAAAAUUGGAAAAAAAUAUACACAAGAAUCCAACAGAUUUAAGCCAAAAAUAUCGUAUGAACACUAGACAAUUAUUUCAACACAAACUUGUUAUCUACUCGUUGGUUUUCAAAUUUCAAAUAUUAAACUCUAUAAAAAUCUGGAAAUAUUGUUAUAAAAUUGUCAACCACAAGACAAGAACAAUACUCAGAAAAGAGUAUCAGGCCACUAACCUCUGACCAGAAAGCGACAGAAAAAAAACUUAUUAACAUACGCUCUUGCAUGUGAGAUUUUGUUUUCUUCUCUUCUUUUUAGUUUAAUUCACUUUUCUUUGAAAAUAUUGAGAAAAAGACAUCAAAAAUUACAAGUGCCCGUGUAAAUUGAAAGUAGUGUGUUGCAGAUUCUCUCCUCUGUUCUGUUCAACUGUACCUUUGUCUUUUGCACUCUACCCAAUUACCAACUCAAUAUUUUAAUUCAUUAUUUGGUAAUAAUAAGAAAGAGAAGAGCUUUUUUGAGAUAACAUUUAAUGUUGACUCACAAUAGAGAUUUUUUUUUGAAUUUCAAAUUGAGAAACUUUUUAAGAUUGGAAAAUAAAUAGAAGUGUGACCACCUACUAGUACCAUAAAAGCCAGAUAGAUAGAUUACUGUGGGAGAAUCUGGCAGCAUUUUAGAAGUAGCUCUUCUCCUCUCCCUCUAAUUCUUGAAUGUUCUCUUUCAGCCAUUGGAAGAAGUAGAAGAAAUAAAAAAGGGAUUAUGUCAUUCAAGUCUUGUGUACUUUGAGAGAAGAAGCUGAAGUAUAUUUGUUGGAGAAGUUCAUCAUUUCCUGUUAUGGUAAUAACUACCAAACCCCAGACACUUAGGAUGUAUGACUCUCAGCUUUUGAAAUCCAAUUCAUUAUGGGGCACAGGAACCAAGUCAGAGAGUAUAGAAACUUCCCAAGAGUCUACAAGUGGACAAUCUUUUUCAUAUAGAUUCCAACUUGAAGAGGAUGU